Molecule: messenger RNA, 936 nt
Organism: Botrytis porri
Lineage: Eukaryota; Fungi; Ascomycota; Leotiomycetes; Helotiales; Sclerotiniaceae
Exons: 4
Coding region: 1-936 (311 amino acids)
Source: RefSeq, a predicted model, not a curated record
AUGUCUGAGAGAUCAAGUAAGAUGAUAGAGUCGCCAAUCCCUGUUCCGCCAGAAGCUGGUCUUGAGGUUGGGUAUCCAAGACAUAUCAGCCAUCAAGAUGGGUUGCAGGUGGAUUGGGAAGUACAAGCAAAAUACGAGACCGCGCUCAUACAGCGAGAAAUCGUGGCGGAGCUGGGAGGAAACCGACAAUUCCUAAGAAAUCAUCGUAGAAUCUUGGGAUUGAGCGUCAUGUGGUUCUGGGUCUUUAUGGUGGUCAUUGUGGCUAUUUUGGCUGCUGGAAUUGGGAACAAAAUCGCCAGCGGUAUGAAAGAGAAGAGCAAAAAUAAUCAUUCAAAGCACAGCCACACUGAGAGCUCAAACAUUACAUCGCCAUGCCAGAUUGAUUCAGGGGCAAACAGCAACUCCAUACUCCCAGUAACAUCGCAUCAGGAUACAGUACCCACGAACUUCCGACUAUUUUGCAAUCGAACUUUCGAUGUAGCUUCGAGUUUUGCAAUACCUGAUUCUAGAGCCAAUAUGAAUGGUUGUAUGGAAGCAUGUUUAGAUCACAACGCAGGAGGAUCUAACAGCAGCAAUGACAAGUUCAAUAACUCGUGUUGUGCUGUUACCAUCAAUACAAACGAGACGACCGGACAACAAUGGUGCAAGUUAUUUUCAGCCACCGAAUGGGGAACUGAUGCAGUUGGAGCAGAUUGCGCUGUUAAUCUCUCGCCACUAAGCUUAAAUGACACUAUCGGCCUUCAGACCAGAGUGAGAAACAUCACGCUUGCUUCAACUACCUUUGCAGGAUGUACACCAGCGUCAAGUGGGAGUUGCUUAGAGGGGGUAGUAACAACUGCUCCUGUUAGCUUGCAGUCGGUCGUUUUUGUCUCAGAGCUGGUGAUCGGAGGUCAAACUCCAACGGCAUCGAAGCCAACAUCCACUACCUAUCAAUGA